AUGUCUGAUUCCCAACAAUCCAUUAAGGUCCUAGAAGAACUUUUACAAAAGUUGACUAUUGCCACUGCUGAAAACAGAGAAGAAGUUGCUAUUGAAGUCUCUUCUUUCUUGAAUGGCAACAUCAUCGAACAUGACAUUCCAGAGAAGUUCUUUGCUGAAUUAGCUCAAGGUUUGACUAGCAAGAAAACUGCUGCCAACUGUUUACAAGCUAUUGCUCAAAUUUCCAAUGAAGCUAACUUGUCUCCAUCUGUCGAACCAUACAUUGUCGCUAUGGUUCCAGAAAUUUGUUCCCAAGCUGGUAGCAAAGAUAAGGAAGUUCAAACUUUAGCCUCUGAAACUCUUAUCACCAUUGUUAAGGCUAUUAACCCAGUCGCUAUCAAGGCUCUAUUACCUCAUUUAGUUAAGUCUAUGGAAGAAACCAACAAAUGGCAAGAAAAGGUUGCUAUCUUGGCUGCCGUUUCUGCUUUAGUCGAUGCUGCUAAGGAGCAAGUUGCUUUGAGAAUGCCAGAAUUGAUUCCAGUUUUAUCCGAAGCUAUGUGGGAUACCAAGAAGGAAGUUAAAGCUGCCGCUACUGCCACAAUCACUAAGGCUACUGAAACUGUUGACAACAAGGAUAUUGAACGUUUCAUUCCUCAAUUGAUUUCUUGUAUUGCUAACCCAACUGAAGCUGCUGAAACCGUUCAUUUGUUAGGUGCUACCACUUUCGUUGCUGAAGUUACUCCAGCUACUUUGUCCAUUAUGGUUCCAUUAUUGGUUAGAGGUUUGAAUGAAAGAGAAACUUCUAUCAAACGUAAAUCCGCUGUUAUUAUUGAUAACAUGUGUAAGUUGGUCGAAGAUCCUCAAGUUGUUGCUCCUUUCUUAGGUAAAUUAUUGCCAGGUUUGAAGGCUAACUUUGCUACCAUUGCUGACCCAGAAGCCAGAGAAGUUACUUUGAGAGGUUUGAAGACUUUGAGAAGAGUUGGUAACGUUGGUGAAGAUGAUGUUUUACCAGAAGUUUCUCAUGCUGGUGAUGUCUCUACCACUUUCGGUGUUAUCUCUAAAUUAUUAGAAGGUGAAACCGUUGCUCCAAGAUUCAAGUCUGUUGUCGAAUAUAUUGCUGCUAUGGGUGCUGAUUUGAUUGAUGAAAGAGUUAUCGAUCAACAAGCUUGGUUCACUCACAUCUUACCAUACAUGACUAUUUUCUUACAUGAAAGAAAGGCUAAGGAUAUCUUAGAUGACUUCAGAAAGUUAGCUGUUGACAAUAUUCCAGUUGGUCCAAACUUCGAUGAUGAAGAAGAUGAAGGUGAAGAUUUAUGUAACUGUGAAUUCUCAUUGGCUUACGGUGCUAAGAUCUUGUUGAACAAGACUCAAUUGAGAUUGAAGAGAGGUAGAAGAUACGGUGUUUGUGGUCCAAAUGGUGCUGGUAAAUCUACUUUGAUGAGAGCUAUUGCUAACGGUCAAGUUGAUGGUUUCCCAUCUCAAGAAGAAUGUAGAACUGUCUACGUCGAACACGAUAUCGAUGGUACUCACUCUGACACUUCUGUCUUAGAUUUUGUUUUCGAAGGUAAGGUUGGUACUAAGGAAGUUAUUACUGCUAAAUUGCUUGAAUUCGGUUUCACUGAUGAAAUGAUCAACAUGCCUAUUUCUGCUUUAUCUGGUGGUUGGAAGAUGAAAUUGGCUUUAGCUAGAGCCGUUUUAAGAAACGCUGAUAUCUUAUUGUUAGAUGAACCAACUAACCAUUUGGAUACUGUUAACGUCGCUUGGUUAGUCAACUACUUGAACACUUGUGGUAUUACUUCUAUUACCAUUUCCCAUGACUCUGGUUUCUUAGACAGUGUUUGUGAAUAUAUUAUUAACUACGAAGGUUUGAAAUUGAGAAAAUACAAGGGUAAUUUCACUGAAUUCGUCAAGAAAUGUCCAGCUGCUAAGGCUUACCAAGAAUUGAGUGCUACUGAUUUGGAAUUCCAAUUCCCAGAACCAGGUUACUUAGAAGGUGUUAAGACUAAGCAAAAGGCUAUUGUUAAGGUUUCUAACAUGACUUUCCAAUAUCCAGGUACUACCAAGCCACAAAUUACUGAUGUUUCUUUCCAAUGUUCUUUGUCUUCAAGAAUUGCUGUUAUUGGUCCAAAUGGUGCUGGUAAAUCUACUUUGAUUAAUGUUUUGACUGGUGAAUUAUUACCAACUACUGGUGAAGUUUACACUCAUGAAAAUUGUAGAAUUGCUUACAUUAAGCAACAUGCUUUUGCUCAUAUUGAAUCUCAUUUAGAUAAGACUCCAUCUGAAUAUAUCCAAUGGAGAUUCCAAACUGGUGAAGAUAGAGAAACUAUGGACAGAGCUAACAGACAAAUUAACGAAAAUGAUGCUGAAGCUAUGAACAAGAUUUUCAAGAUUGAAGGUACUCCAAGAAGAAUUCAAGCUAUUUCUGCUAGACGUAAGUUCAAGAACACUUAUGAAUAUGAAUGUUCUUUCUUCUUAGGUGAAAACAUUGGUAUGAAAUCUGAAAGAUGGGUUCCAAUGAUGUCUGUUGACAAUGCUUGGAUUCCAAGAGGUGAAUUGAUUGAAUCCCAUGCUAAGAUGGUUGCUGAAGUUGAUAUGAAGGAAGCUUUAGCUUCUGGUCAAUUCCGUCCAUUAACUAGAAAGGAAAUUGAAGAACAUUGUGCUAUGUUGGGUCUAGAUGCUGAAUUAGUUUCUCAUUCCAGAAUCAGAGGUUUAUCUGGUGGUCAAAAGGUUAAAUUAGUUCUAGCUGCUGGUACAUGGCAAAGACCUCAUUUAAUUGUCUUAGAUGAACCUACCAACUAUUUGGAUAGAGAUUCUUUAGGUGCUUUGUCUAAGGCUUUGAAGGCUUUCGAAGGUGGUGUUAUUAUCAUUACACAUUCCGCUGAAUUCACCAAGAAUUUGACUGAAGAAGUCUGGGCUGUUAAGGAUGGUAAGAUGACUCCAUCUGGUCACAACUGGGUUUCUGGUCAAGGUGCUGGUCCAAGAAUUGAAAAGAAAGAAGAUGAAGAAGAUAAAUUCGAUGCUAUGGGUAACAAGAUUGCUGGUGGUAAGAAGAAGAAGAAGUUGUCUUCUGCGGAAUUGAGAAAGAAGAAGAAGGAAAGAAUGAAGAAGAAGAAGGAAUUAGGUGAUGCUUAUGUUUCUUCUGAUGAAGACUUCUAA
This is a messenger RNA of Naumovozyma dairenensis CBS 421, 3135 nucleotides long. RefSeq names its product translation elongation factor EF-3 (gene YEF3). The transcript has a single exon. The record is from RefSeq and is a predicted model, not a curated record. Gene Ontology annotation, molecular function: ATP hydrolysis activity; translation elongation factor activity; ATP binding. Lineage: Eukaryota; Fungi; Ascomycota; Saccharomycetes; Saccharomycetales; Saccharomycetaceae. Bases 1 to 3135 code for a protein of 1044 amino acids.